GUCUAACGGGUCAGCUCUAGGAUGCUUCUCCAUCUUUCGUCGCCCCCGCCCCGCUCCGCCGACCCCCACAAGCAGUCCAAACUUCGAUCGGAUACUCCCUAAAAUCCUACUUCGACCGAGGAGCUCUGAGGAUUCCUACCGAGAUCGGCAGCGCGCAACCAGCAAGCCGCCUGAAUCAUGAGCGCUCAAGUAUCAUCCGUACACCCCUCCCUUUGUCCGCCUCGACACGGCCACCCACCCGACGACGGCGGCGCUCCCCCGCCGAGCUGGGUCCUCCUCGACCUGCACGCCUACGUCGCCGACCGCGAGAACGCCACCUCGGCCUACGGCGUGAUGAGCAACGGCGAGGCCAUCCGGGUCACCUUCUGCACCGCGCCGCCGCCGCUCGUCUCCUACAUCUGCGUCUGGUGCCCUAACCUGCUGCCAAGUGAGCUGGUCAUGGAGCCCACCGUCGAGGCUGCGGAGGAGGACCUCGUCCACUUCCGCGUCUCUACCAGAGCCCACAGCUGUCGCCGUGACCACUCCGUCUACAAGGCCCCCAGCGGCGGCAAGGGCCCCUCAUUGUCACGGCUCGAGAGGCCUGACCGCUACCUGAAUUAUCGCCGCACUACUAUCUGGCUGCACUCGAUCGCGGUAUCAGCCGGCCUGGGAAUUUCAACCUGGUGCUGUACAAUUCCAUGGACAUGAAAUGGUCCAGCAGCCCCAUUCCUCUAGAAAUGCUGCACGUCCAUGUGACCGCCAAGACGAUCACACUUGGCGAAGGUGGACUGCUGGGCUUUGUUGACCCCUGGAGGGGCAUCCUCGUCUGUGACAUACUUGGCCGCAAACCUGAGCACUACCUGCCUCUUCCCGAACAUCUCAUCAGACUCGACAAGCUCUUUGACGAGCCUUUGUUUUUAAGGGACAUUGCUUUUGUCAACGGUCGCCUCACCCUGGUUGAAAUGCACCGCAACACCUCUUAUCCUGACAGGAGCCUCAAUCGCCUGAGCUGGGAAGUUUCCACAUGGAGCAUAUCCAGUCCUUGGGAGGGACAGGAUGGUUGGCAAAUGGACUACAGGAUCAAUACUAGCAGUAUUGUGGUUGAUGAUGGUACUGCCAAUGUGGACUUGUUGAGUAAGCUACAGGACAAUGGAGCCACGCACGCCUCAGCCAGCCUUGGAUAGGCUUCGCUUUGGUCAUACCACGCUGAGCUUGAGCGAAAGUCACAUUGUUUACCUCAUGGGCAAGGUUGGCAUGUGGGACAAGAAGACAUUGGUGCUGUCUAUUGACAUGAGAAACCCAAGGCUACAGGGAGCUGCCACGUUUGAUGCAGAAAGAAUGAUGGGUUGUACGUAUACACAGUCCAGGAUCUCCAGAUUUUUCAACAUGGUUCCAGGAGAUUUCCUAUCUUUUGCCAGCAGAUGGCAAGCCCCUAGAUAAAUAUGAUAGUAAACUGAUAUAUGUUAACAUUUUUUCAAACCCCUUAUAUAUAUCUAGAUUUGAUGCUGCUUAGUGCUCGGUUUGGCAUGGAUGUGUGCACAUUCAGUUAUUUCUGCAUCAGCUCUUUCUCAUAACUUAGGGGUUGAUUUGCUGGGUGCAGGUCUAAAGGGAAGUCUGAAACGACCUGGAAAAUUCCAUAUGCGGUACCCUCGCAAGCAUCAGAAUGGGAUUGACAAUGGGCCAAUGCAACACUCAGGUGCUACUCAGAGGCAAGAGGACACAAUUGCUGAUGAUGGGGAUAUUAAUAUGGCGGUUGAUUAAUACAGGAAUUUCAGGAAGCGGCAUUGGUUUCAGAGUGCGAGACAACACAUGGAAUCUGUGUAUUCAUGUAUCCAUACUCAUCAUUUCCCCCCCUGCUUUAAUUUAUUCCCCGUGUUUUC
Panicum hallii is the source of this 1859-nucleotide messenger RNA. RefSeq lists its product as uncharacterized. The record is from RefSeq and is a predicted model, not a curated record. The coding region runs from base 178 to 687 and encodes 169 amino acids. The transcript is spliced from 2 exons. Lineage: Eukaryota; Viridiplantae; Streptophyta; Magnoliopsida; Poales; Poaceae.